Penicillium subrubescens is the source of this 228-nucleotide messenger RNA. RefSeq names its product Sucrose symporter plant. The record is from RefSeq and is a predicted model, not a curated record. NCBI's taxonomy places the organism in Eukaryota, Fungi, Ascomycota, Eurotiomycetes, Eurotiales, Aspergillaceae. The transcript has 2 exons. The coding region runs from base 1 to 228 and encodes 75 amino acids.
AUGUCGGUUUCAAAGGAGGAGCAACCUAAGGCCGACGUGAACCUCACUAACCACGAGGAGCCUCCAAAUUUCUAUCCCAUAGGCCCAAAACUCAUCCUCAUCACUAUCAGUUUAAUGUUGGCCGUCUUCUGUCUCGAUCUUGACAAUACGCCGUUGCUAUUCCUCGCAUCACAGCUGAGUUUCACGCGCUCGAUGACGUUGGUUGGUACGCGUCGUCAUAUCUGUUGA